AUGUUGCGCGCGGCCCUUGCCUUCAACGGCGCCCUCAUGCUUCUUUGGAGCCCGGUGCUGUUCUUCAACAUGGAGAUGAUGUGGAAGGCCAUGGAAGGCCGCAAGGCCGCGCAGGCCAAGACGGCCUUCGACGUCAUGAUCUGGCGCAUCUGCGCGCUGUGGGUGGCAUGCACCGGCCUGGUCUGCCUCUUCGCCUCCGACGUUCCCAGCGGCUUCUGGACCGCCCGCUGGGGCGUCGAGCCCGCCUUGCUGGAAGCUGUCAGGCGCCCUCUGGGGUGGCUCUGUGUCUGCAUGCAUGGCAUCGAGGUGUGUGUCAAGUACGCCGCGGUGGGCGCGAAAGUCACACAGGCGGCCUCUGGCAACGUGGUGCUCGCGGGCUGCAUCCUCGUCGCGCUGCUGCUGGAGUGA
Molecule: messenger RNA, 408 nt
Organism: Effrenium voratum
Lineage: Eukaryota; Dinophyceae; Suessiales; Symbiodiniaceae
Source: the annotation of a GenBank genome assembly